UUUAUUUUUCUUCACUGAAGCGAUUAAGGCACUGCCAUCGUUACCGCCGAUUGUAGAAGGUCGUCGCCGGUGCUGGCGGAGUGUGUCAAUGGCGACUAGGUUUCCGAGCAAGCACGCCCGUGAUCAAGCUCUGGAUUUCCAAGGAUUUUUGACUGACUUGCAAGAUUGGGAACUUUCUCUCAAGGAGAAAGACAAGAAAAUGAAAGCGCAGGCUGAGGAAAAGGAUGUCCCUACAGCAAGAGGAAAUGUGAAGCACUCUAGUAAACUUUCUAGCAGUCCUGGAGUUAGCUUGAGACUAGGCCAAUCAAGAAGUGACACAAGACAACACGAGUACUCUAGAAAUCAUGAUGCCAUUAGCCGUAUAUCAAGUAGUUUCAUGACUGAAGAGAGCUUGCCUGAUGCUGCUUCUGAGAAAGAACUGGGCAACGAGUAUUUUAAGCAGAGGAAAUUUAAGGAAGCAAUUGACUGCUACUCAAGAAGUAUUGCCUUAUUACCAACAGCUGUGGCUUAUGCAAAUAGGGCAAUGGCCUAUAUCAAAAUCAAGAGAUUCCGAGAAGCUGAAGAUGACUGUAUGGAGGCCUUAAAUUUAGAUGAUCGCUACAUAAAGGCGUACUCACGCCGAGCAACAGCCAGAAAAGAACUUGGGAAAUUUAAAGAAGCCACUGAGGAUGCUGAGUUUGCCCUGCGGUUGGAACCUCAGAACCAAGAAAUCAAGAAACAGUAUGCUGAGGCCAAAUCUUUGUAUGAGAAGGAGAUUCUUCAGAAGGCAUCUGGAGCACUGAAAAGCUCUGUACAAGGACUGCAGAAAGUGGGAAAGUCAGUGGUGGAAGUGAAUGCAGACACUCAGGGAGUACGUUCCAUCUCAAGUAGUUCUCAAGGGGCAGGAGAGGCUGCAAUUCAAGAUCGUUUCAUGGUCCCAGCAAACACAUCCACAUCCAUGGAGGAAACGGAAAAUAAGGGAACUGGAAACAGAAGUAAAGAGAAUGGUUAUCUUGAAAAUGCUGUUCAGAAUUCUGGUUUGGAAGAUGUUAUGAGUAAUCACAAAACAGGCCAGCGAGAGAUGAAGUCAUCAUUACAAGAGCUUGCUUCUCGGGCAGCUUCUCGAGCUAUGGUUGAAGCUGCAAAAAAUAUCACAGCACCAAAUUCAGCAUAUCAAUUUGAGGUUUCUUGGCGAGGGCUUUUGGGUGAUCAUGCCCUACAGGCUUCCUAUUUGAAGGCCAUAUCACCAAAUGCAUUACCGCAGAUAUUCAAGAAUGCGUUGUCUGCUCCUAUACUAAUUGACAUUAUAAAGUGCAUUGCCACCUUUUUCGUCACAGAAAUGGACCUGGCCGUCAAAUUUUUAGACAAUUUAACCAAAAUUUCAAGAUUUGACAUGAUCAUCAUGUGUCUUUCAUCUACAGAUAAAACCGAUCUACUCAAGAUAUGGGAUGAAGUGUUCUGUAACAAGGCAACUCCAUCUGGGUAUGCAGACACACUUGGCAAACUGCGUCCAAGGUACUGCUUCAAACAGUGAUGGAUCUGCAUAUUGAACAAUGCCUUGAAUUAUCAAGUGUUUUUGUCUGUACAAACUUUCCUAGGUGUAAAUCAGGUAACUUAAAAAUUCUGGUUGUCAACACUGCUUGGUGGGGUAUCUCUGAAAUAUUUAUCGAGUUUUAAAAAGAGUUCUUUUGCUUUGAGUUC
This is a messenger RNA of Vitis vinifera (wine grape), 1680 nucleotides long. RefSeq lists its product as uncharacterized. Bases 89 to 1513 code for a protein of 474 amino acids. The record is from RefSeq and is a predicted model, not a curated record. NCBI's taxonomy places the organism in Eukaryota, Viridiplantae, Streptophyta, Magnoliopsida, Vitales, Vitaceae. The transcript is spliced from 12 exons. Gene Ontology annotation, molecular function: protein binding.